GGGACGGCCAGGACUUGUGCUUUAACUUUAGUUGCGAGUCACUACCCAUUGGGUAGUGAUGUACCCCUCUGUUUAUGGCUUGAAUCCGGCCCAGAGAGAGGAGUGGUUGCCCAGUGGAAUCGAACGGGGCAGGUUCUGCAGCAGUGCAGUGGCCUCUUUGGAUUAAACUUCAUGGAUCCGGAGGUGUUUGCCAGGGUCUGCGUAAAUGUUGCACUAAAGAGAUUCAUAAGUGUUGCAGAGAAGUGACCACUGGAAUGUUCCAGAGCUGAAUGAUGGCUACUAAUAAUAGUACUGGCAUACUGACUUCUGCUUACCUGGCUGUAGAAUAUGUGGACUCUUUCUUGCCCCAGAAUCCGCUGCAGCAGCCAUUUAAAAAUGCUUGGAUCUCUAUGCUGAAUAACUACACUAAGUUCCAGAUUGCAACCUGGGGGUCACUUCUCGUGCAUGAACUAGCAUAUUUCUUAAUAUGCUUGCCUGGAUUUGUAUUUCAGUUUAUACCUUACAUGCAAAAAUAUAAAAUACAAAAGGAUAGACCAGAAACAUGGGAAAUGCAAUGGAAGUGUUUCAGAAAACUUAUGUUCAAUCACUUCUGCAUUCAGCUGCCUUUGAUAUGUGGUACUUACUAUUUCACAGAAUAUUUCAACAUUCCUUAUGACUGGGAACACAUGCCAAGAUGGUUUGUGAUACUUGCCCAAUGUUAUGGGUGUGCUGUGAUUGAGGACACCUGGCAUUAUUUCCUGCAUAGACUUCUGCAUCACAAGAGGGUAUACAAGUACAUCCACAAAGUACAUCAUGAAUUUGUGGCUCCGUUUGGGAUGCAAGCAGAGUAUGCUCAUCCUCUGGAAACACUUAUACUUGGGGCUGGAUUUUUUAUUGGAAUAGCACUCUUCUGUAAUCACCUGAUUCUUUUGUGGGCAUGGGUAAUUUGUCGCUUGCUGGAGACCAUUGACGUCCACAGCGGCUAUGAUAUGCCUCUGAAUCCUUUGCACUUGUUGCCUUUCUACGGCGGGGCUCGCUUUCAUGACUUCCAUCACAUGAACUUUGUUGGCAACUAUUCUUCAACCUUCACAUGGUGGGAUAAAAUCUUUGGUACAGACUCUCAGUUCCAAUCUUACGUGGAAAAAGUGAACAAACAGAAGCAAGUGAUGGAAAAGAAGACCAAGUAAAUUGUACUCCUGCGAAGGAGAAUGGGUAUUCAACAAACACAAAUGGCUGCCUUCUAAACUUUUAAUUAAAACUGGAAAGUACAACACAUGCUGCAAUACUAGAGCAAAAUCUGAUUUAACGGAAGCCCAAGAGCAAGUGUGCUGGCCCUUUGUCAUGUAGAAGAAAAAACUUAACUGCUGUAACAUCCUAAUGGGAAUACAUUCCUUUUGAAUAAAAAAAAAUAAAAAAUGUAUCUUUACCUUUGGACUGAACUAUUACACACCUCUGGGGUACAAAUAUUAAAUUUUGCAGAACUUGUAAAGUGCAGCCAUGAAAAUUGUGAUUUUACCAGUUUUCUAAACCGUACAAUGUUAAGGAGGACUUUCGUGGGAGCAAAUAUACUCCCACAGCUUUUUGACAAACAAUUUGCACAUUUUAAUAGUUCUUAAUUCUAAACCUUGUACGGUCUAGAGUUAUUAAAUUGUUUUAGAUUUGAAAAAGCACCUUUUUUCCUGUUUGGAAAGAGUUGUUUUAUUUUAUUUUACAGAAUCUAUUCUGUCAGUGUGCUUGCAUAUCAUAACAAUUUGUAAACUACUGAAUAGUGGGUAUAUUUUACAUUUAUGGUUUGCAAAAUAAUACAGAGUUGAUCUCAUUUUUGCUCCUGUUUGCUGUGGAACAAAUUAAACCAUAUUGGCUUUCAGACUGUU
Molecule: messenger RNA, 1853 nt
Organism: Sphaerodactylus townsendi
Lineage: Eukaryota; Metazoa; Chordata; Lepidosauria; Squamata; Sphaerodactylidae
Gene: MSMO1
Product: methylsterol monooxygenase 1
Exons: 6
Coding region: 270-1166 (298 amino acids)
Biological process (GO): sterol biosynthetic process
Molecular function (GO): iron ion binding; C-4 methylsterol oxidase activity
Source: RefSeq, a predicted model, not a curated record